UCUCUCUCGACCACAAAUUGCUCAGUUUUCUUCGAGCUACCGAGCAGAAUUCGAGCAGUUCUAUAAUCUUCUGACAAGUUGUAGAAACAUCUAAGAAGGCCAAACGGAAACAUCAAUGAAGAUCUCUGCAGUUUUGCCGUCUGCUUUUGUGGCUCUUUGCAUUUUUGAAUGCUGUGUUUCAGCCGCACACUUCAAACCUGGGAAAGAUCCAAGAAAUGCUGAAUAUAACAGACAAUUUCUGCGUUUCCCGCGUAAGCCAGAGAAAGAUGAUCACGGGGAUGAAGAGGAUGGAGUGGUAGAAGACAUCGAGGAACAAUUUGACAAACCCAUAAAAGAUCUAAAAAAUUCAAGGGCAUUUACUAAGCAGUAUUUAAAACCUUCUCACAAAGAUCCGAGACAGGAAGAAUACAUCAGAGAACAUAAAGGUUUCCCGCGUAAGCCAGAGAAAGAUGAUCACGGGGAUGAAGAGGAUGGAGUGGUAGAAGACAUCGAGGAACAAUUUGACAAGCCCAUAAAAGAUCUAAAAAAUUCAAGGGAAUUUACUAAGCAGUAUUUAAAAACUUCUCACAAAGAUCCGAGAAAGGAAGAAUACAUCAGAGAACAUAAAGAUUUCCCGCGGAAGCCUGAGAAAGAUGACCACGGAGAAGAGGAUGGAGUACUAGAAGACAUCGAAGAACCAUUUUACAUAUCCAUGGAACAUUUAGCAAAUUCAGGGGAAUUUCCUAAGCAGAAUUUCCAAAUUUCAAACAAAUGUAAGCGGAGCAUUGAGCGAGACAUUUCAUAG
Molecule: messenger RNA, 784 nt
Organism: Stylophora pistillata
Lineage: Eukaryota; Metazoa; Cnidaria; Anthozoa; Scleractinia; Pocilloporidae
Biological process (GO): iron ion transport
Cellular component (GO): plasma membrane
Molecular function (GO): oxidoreductase activity; copper ion binding
Source: RefSeq, a predicted model, not a curated record